Colossoma macropomum (tambaqui) is the source of this 4029-nucleotide messenger RNA. RefSeq names its product ankyrin repeat and SOCS box containing 2b (gene asb2b). NCBI's taxonomy places the organism in Eukaryota, Metazoa, Chordata, Actinopteri, Characiformes, Serrasalmidae. Gene Ontology annotation, molecular function: protein binding. Gene Ontology annotation, biological process: intracellular signal transduction. The record is from RefSeq and is a predicted model, not a curated record. The transcript is spliced from 8 exons. The coding region runs from base 1354 to 3204 and encodes 616 amino acids.
CGCUUUAAAAGGCACCAUUCACUCAUCAGUCCAUGCAAACCAAGCUGCAAAAAAAGUCCAUUGCUUAUGUGAUGUCACGAAAAACAUAUAGUCAUCUAUUCAGCAUACAGCAGUUUAGCCACGCCCAUUCACGUUGACGUUGUAGACGUAAAGCAGGGCAGCCAAUCAGGACAGGCGUCACUUGUCGUAUAUCAGACUUAAAGGCAUAGUAACAAACACAAGCCAGGGCCAGGUUUCUUAAUCGUUUCGUAGUAUUAAGAUCAUCUUAACUGCUACAGAGAGUGUUUAAUGUGAUUCUGCUCUACCAUUUAACACUGAUCUUUGUGCUAAGAGGCUUCCGGGAAGCCCAGCCCUGUUUAAUUCUAGGUGAUAAAGAUAGGUUAGAAAAAGGCCACAUAAACAUGAAUUAUGUUUUUGGUACAUAAACCCACACACACGUCAUAAGCGGACCUCAGGGGAAGAAGAUAAAAUACAAGAAAAGAGUAUAUAUGGGCCCUUUAAUUCUGAAGUUACAACCCAGUUUCCCAGCCCUGCCAAUCAACAUGUCUGUACACACAGUAAAAAUAAUAUGUUUUAUCAUGUACUGUGUACAGGUUUUAAAAACUAAUUCAACUUCGGAGGUCUGUAUACACAGAGGCCAUGCUGCUUCAUGGCGUUUACUCUAGCUUCAGGAGAGGGGUCUAAUUAUGGGAGGCUAAGGAUAGCUGGGAAUCUGUUAUCAGUCCAAUCUGAGUCUGUCCGGCCUACUUCCAAAAAUGACAUUAAAAAAAAAAACAGAAGGAAAGAAAAAAAAGGGGGGGGGAAGAGGAGGAAAGAAUAUGAAAAACCAUUUGACCUAUGAGUUAAUUGCAGCGGCAAAUAGAUUCAUUUCAUUUUCGUUUCUUUGGGAGGAUGCCAAGUGCUUGUGUGGGUCAAAUGUACUUCAGGUUUAGUGCACGGUUUUGUUUUGGUUUUUUUGUGCCUCUUUCUCUGGAAGUCUCCAUGUAGGAAACAUGCCACUUAUGCCAUUCAGCCUAUCUGAAACCUUUAGCAUUCUGGCCAAGGCGAUUAAAUUCCCGUGUAGCCUGGGCUAACAGAGACAAAACACAAACAGCACGCCCACUGCAUGAUGUCAUUUCGAUAGCCGAACGUUAAAAGCUGCCGCUAGCAACACAAAAGCGUCAAACCUGUCGAGUGGUUGGUCAUACAUGGUAAUCCUCAACGGCCUUCUCUGCUGCCUAAAAUUACCACAGAGAACAGCUGAGCCCUUGAUGACUGCUCGCUCUCCCCCUCUCUCGCGCGCUCUCUCUCUCCCUUUCUCUCUCUCUCACGCGCACUCUGUCGCUUGCGUUAUAGUAACAGCCUCAUUUCACAAUGACACGUUUUAGUUACGCGGAGUAUUUUUCGUUGUUUCAUGCAAGCGGAAUGAAGAGCAGCUCGGCGCUGGCUGUGCUCAGCCAGUGUUUUGACAGUGGAGGGCGACGAGGGAACCUCGGCGACGUCACCUCAAUCCCCCCAGAGGAUGUAGAGCCCAUGAUGCUGGCUAUUAGAAAAGGUGAUGUGCAGACCGUGUCUGAACUAGCCGCAUCUACAUCAUGCAUCCAAACACAGAUGGAGGACUGGACAGCUCUGCAUGAAGCAGCAUACUGGGGACAAGCCGGCUGUGUUAAAGCUCUACUUAAAGCGAAACCCACUUCAGUAGAUAAGCGCACGCUCCAGGAGCAGACCGCUCUUCUAAUUGCGACUGAUGGAAAACACCUGGACUGUGUGAAGUGUCUUCUGGAGGCAGGAGCAGACCCAGAUAUCAGCAAUAAAAACAAAGAGACACCACUAUAUAAAGCUUGUGAACAGGAGAGCAUUGACAUAGUGAGAGUGAUCCUAGCGUUUGGAGGUGCAGUGAACCAGCGUUGUCAUCGGGGGUGGACAGCUCUCCAUGAAGCAGUGAGGCGUGGAAACACAGAGCUGUGUGAGACCCUCCUUCAAGCUGGAGCUGCCAUCGAUCCCCCCAGCACCUAUGGUAUCACUCCACUCAUAGAGGCUGCUCGGCAUGGGAGGACAAAGGUUGUGGACUACCUUACCCAAAAAGGUGCGAAUGUAAACCUACAGUCAUGUGAGGGAACAACAGCUCUGAGUGAAGCCAGUAAACAAGGCCAUCUAGCUACAGUAGAGCUUCUGCUCAGACACCAUGCAGAUGCUAACAAAGCCUCCAACACUGGGCUUCUGCCUCUGCACAUUGCUGCCCAGCAUGGACAUAAAGAGAUUGUCUCCUUGUUGCUGCCUGUCACAAGUCGAGCUAAGAUACGGCAAAGUGGGAUCACACCUCUCCAUCUGGCAGCUGAGUUCAACCAUGAAAAUGUUGUGUCUUUCUUGAUCAGUUCUGGCUCUGACGUAAACACAAGACUGUCCGACCAACGAUCAUCCUUAUUCCAUGACCAUCGUACUACAGCUCUUUACUGUGCAGUGGCAGCCGGUAAUGCAUGUAUCGUGGACACUUUGCUCAAGGCUGGUGCAAACCCCAACCUGGACCCUCUCAGCCCACUGAUGGUUGCAGUGCGCCAGGGUUGUUUCAGGACUAUUUCCACACUGGUGGAACAUGGGGCAGAUGUUAAUGCUCGCAUACCAGCCCAUCCAACAGAUUUUCCAGGAGUGCUGUUGUGUACGCAUCAUUUGGGAAUUUUACAUUAUCUAUUGGACAAUGGUUGUCAGGCACAGGAUUGUUUCAGGUGUUACCAUAAAGAAACCAGGCAGCCUUACAUCAUCAAUCAGAGCAGAAGGGAAGACACAGGGCAAAGGCUUCACACAGUGAUGGCAAACACAAUUCCAUCACGAACAACCUGCUCAGAAUCAACCACCAGAAAUCUACAGUUUUGUGAAUGGAUCUCCUCUGCCUCUGUGUGUCAUAUGGCAGCACCCCUGAUCAGCCUGCUUCUGGACUAUGUAGGGAAUGUCCACCUGUGCUGCAGAGUGACUGAACAGUUAAACAGCAAAGAAGAGUGGAUUGGAAUUAAGGAAAAAGCAUUGUCUCCUCGUCCACUGAUGCACCUUUGCAGGCUGAAGAUUCGUGAGCAGGUUGGUGCCCACAGACUGUCGUCCCUAAAUACUCUUCCACUACCAGGCAGACUACUCCACUAUCUGCACUGUUCACAGACCAGCACUAGAGAAUACCCAGACCUCACGCUUGGGUCAGCUCAAACGCAACGUGCAGGACCACAAAGAUACUUAUGAUGCCUUUCUCAGGUGUGGCAGUUUCUACACCAGUAAGACUUUGGUAAAAAUGAGGCAAUGGGAAGAGUUAGAAAUGCUGGAACAGGUGUGCAUUAGGGAACAUCUAUAAAUGCUGCUUGUGAUACUGCAGGUUAUAUUCCAAUGGUGCUUUCUGGUAAAUGUGUACACAUUUGCAUUAUUAUUUGAAGGUGGGGAUUCUUGGCAUUCCUUUGUAAGGUAGAAAGUGAUUCGGCGGUCAAACAAUCAGUAAGUCCAAACUCUAGGUGCUUCUAAUUUAUAUGGAACAGUAGUAAUAAGUAAACAGUUGCAAUUACCCAGUGUCCUUAGUAGUCUAUAAUUUGCAAGUAAAGAUGUAUACAGAAGUAUAAAUAGCAAGUAAAAUUGCCAAACGCUGUCUAUAAGAAAUGCACUAAUUACACUGGGGAACACAGCUACUGAGUGGACUUCAAAUGUGUUUUGACUGAGAAUUGAAGAAGAAAAUGUAUUACUUGAAGGUCUCUUCGUUGUAGAUGAUAUAGUAUUGUUUUAUUGAGUGUGUUUGUGUUCAAUGUGACAUAAAAUGUGGCCAAAAUGAGUGUUAGAAUUGAUCAGUUAUACAAAACAUGAGUAAUGUGGGCAGGAAAAUGUGCAGAAAAGUGUUUGUUAAAUGUGUUGUUGUUUGUUUGCUUGCCUUUUUUGUCUACAGAAAGGAUGAAUAUUACUGCAUUGAUUGAAUCUGGCUUUAUGCUUUAAAUUUAACACAAAAUGCAUGAGAGUGAUAAACAAAGGCUUACUGUAGUGGUUUAAAUAUGCACAGUAUCAUGUAUCAGUACAAUGGAUGCCACA